Molecule: messenger RNA, 821 nt
Organism: Punica granatum (pomegranate)
Lineage: Eukaryota; Viridiplantae; Streptophyta; Magnoliopsida; Myrtales; Lythraceae
Source: RefSeq, a predicted model, not a curated record
AUGAGUAUUAAUCUCUUGAAGGACUGUGGAGUAGUCGGUGGUUGCACCUGGUCGGACCUCCUUCCAGAUUCCACAAGCUGCUGCAUCAGAAGAUUCAAGCUUGCGUACACAUUUCAUGUUAAAUCAAUGUCAUUGGAUGUUGGUCGUUCGCUGCUGGGAGGUCUCGGCAGCCAUUUACCGGCUUCACUUAGAUCACCUCAAUGCUUGACGAAUGGCUAUUGCUUCUCUCAGCUGAGGACAUUCAUUCAGACGAGGACUGUCCUGAAUGUCGAGGACAACUCGGGUGCAAUAAAAGUUAUGUGCAUCCAAGCUGUAAAGGGAAAGAAAUGGGCGAGGCUGGGAGAAACGAUAGCAGUAUCAGUCAAGAAGGCCAAGUCCAAAGGGAAAGUCAAGAAGGGAAACGUGUGCUGUGCUGUAGUAGUGCGUGCCGCGAUGGAUGAAGCCCGCUGUGAUGUGAGCAAGGUCAAGUUUGACGAUAAUGCUUGUGUCCUGGUUGAGGAGCCGGGAAAAUGGUUUGGGACCCGAGUUUUCAGGCCUGUACCACGUGAGCUCAGGAAGAAGAAUCAUAUCAAGAUUUUGUCACUUGCGGAGCAUAUCGUCUGAUCACACACAAGGAUCUUAGUUUUUGAUUUAUGAGAAUGAGAUAUGGGCACUGAGGUUGUAGUUUGUUGUCUCUGGUGUUAGAAGCACGUCUUUGUGUGCGCAUCCCACAAACUUUCAAGCAUGUAUACCGUGGUUGUUCUCGAGUUCUGGUGAUUGUGCUACUGCUGGGAAAAUGUUCCAUUGAUAGUCCAUUACAUAAAUACAGGUUCUGUUUUACA